UAUCAGUAUUAAUUCAGUUAUAAAUACUCUGUAGUAUUGUUCUAGCCCUAUUGUAAAUAUCAUAAUACAUUUAAAUAUUGACAACUUUGACAAACGGACGUAAAGUAUCAAAGGAAAAAGCAAUUCACAACUGCCACAAUCUAAAAAUUUAAUUGAAUUGAACUGAAAAAUGUUUUUUUUUGUAUCUACUAUUAUUAUUUGACAUAAUAUAAAAGAAGAAGAAGAACGAACGAAAAAUCAGGAAAAUCUAAGGGUAAACACGACAAAGUCACUUUGCACAUGUAAUUCUUAGUAGAAAAUACAAUCUCACUUAAAUCAAUAGUUUUAUUUCAUUGCUGUGUAUUCUCCCAAUUCUAUCAUAUUAGCGCGAUGGAACAUAGAGAAAAGAAUAAAUCAUCAAGAUCUAAUGUUACUGAUUCAAUAGAAAACUAUAGUUUACCAAACAGUCCAAUACAAGAACAAGAGUAUAUCAAUAACACGAGUUUAAUAUCCGCUAAAAGCGAGCGUAAAUCUAUGAAGAUAGAAGAAAACUCUAACUUUGUAGAAGAAGCUUGUAGCUGUUGUAAAGAGUCUACUACUUCAACGUCAAAUAUACUAGAACAUAAAUUACAUAAUGUAGUUGAAAAUCGUGCAGAUAGAUUCGCAAAAUCAACUGGUUGUCUCUUACAUUAUCUCAAAAAGGAACAAUGUGAACUAACCAGACCAUCUCAAGGAAAAACAAUGCGAUUUGAUAGUAAAACAUACUUUGUGAAACACAGGAAGUCUGAUGAUAAGGUAACAGAAGAUUAUGCAAACAAAAAUAUAAAACAUCAACGUGUAUAUUUACCCAAACUACAACCUAGUGAAGCUGAAUAUAUACGUUUAGUGUCUGAAAAUAGUGUAGCCGCUGUAAAGAAAUAUAUAGAAGACCAUCCCGAGCUUAAUAUUAAUUGCACAAAUUUUCAGGGCGUGUCAGCGCUACACGUUUCCGUCCAAAAGAGAUUUGAAGAUAUGGUGGAAUUUCUCUUAAAAUUUACAAAUAUAGAAAUUGGUGACACCGCCUUGCAAGCCGUACGAGAUAACAGUAUUAAAAUAUUGGAAAUGUUACUGAACGCGCUAAAGAAAGUGUCUCCAGGAUUGGAGUUCGGUGGAGCUGCUCACUCAACAGAAUUUCCUUUGCAUGUAACACCUAUAAUAUUGGCUGCCCAGUUAGGCCGAUAUGAAAUCAUUGGAAUGCUAUUGGCACGAGGUCACACAAUUUUACGACCGCAUUUCCCCAAAUGCCCAUGUAUUGCUUGCAAGAAUUCUUUCGUGACAGAAGACCCACUUUACACCAGCAGUGCAAGGCUCUCAGUGUAUAGAGCGAUAUCUUCCCCUGCAUACUUGGUUCAUACAAGUUGUGAUCCCGUGCUAUCUGCUUUUCUUUUGGCGAUAGAACUAACUGAUAAUGCAGCGGCGUCUAGACAUCUCGCAUCUGCGUAUAUGAAGCUAAGAGACAAUGUUAGGAUAUUUGCUGUAGAUCUUAUAGGUUGUUGCCGCACGUCGGAAGAAGUCGAAUUGAUGUUAAAGCAAACGUCAGGGUGUGGCGGACGACGUCAUUUUGUACUACCGCGGCUUCUAAUGGCCGUCAAUUAUAAACAGAAGGAGUUCGUCGCGCACCCGAACACACAGCAGGUCUUGGAGUCGUACUGGCUAGGUAACUGGUACAGCUGGAAAAGAAAAUCUUCUUACUCUAAAGCAUGCGUCAUUUUAAGUCGAGUUUUUCUUAUACCGUUUAUUCUCGUCAUGUGUAUGGUAGCUCCACGACACCGUCUCGUGAAACACUGGCAGAUACCGUUGAACAAACUGAUUACACAUGCGACCGCGUACUUCGUGUUCCUUGCCCUCGUCUUCUAUGUUUCUAAUCAAGAUAAGAGUGGACAAAAGCGCGGGCCGCCGAGCACAGGCGCAGAAGGUCCGCUAAUCUUAUUCGUAUGCGGCUACACGUGGUCUGCAAUUCGUAUGUGCUAUAUCCAGGGGUCUCGGCGAUAUUUUACUGUAAUAUGGCACUGGGCUGAAGCGAUAAUGCUCAUACUGUUCGGAUUAACAUUUGCCUUUUGGAUUAUAUCAGCCGUCGACAUUGCCGAAAACGACGAAGAGGAUUUAGAUCGUAAAUACUGGAAUCAAUACGACCCAACACUUCUGGCCGAGGGAACAUUUUGCUUGGCAACUAUAUUUGCAUAUUUCCGACUGAUGUUUUUAUGCCAACUAAAUUACCAUCUAGGACCACUUCAGGUGUCUUUAGGAAAAAUGACGAUAGAUAUUUACAAAUACAUAAUAGUGUUUGCGAUAAUAAUAAGUGCUUUUGCUGCGGGCCUUUCACGAUUCUACCAGUAUUACGAAGGUAUGGUUUACGAAGACGAAUUUGGAAUGAAAACAAUGCAGGUAUCAUCGUUCACAAGCUUGACAGAUACACUAAAUACCUUAUUUUGGGCUCUUUUUUGCAUGGCGCCUCUCGAAAGUGCCGAUGUAGUAAUAGAAAAUACUAGAGAUGAAACUAGCACCCUAAAGUAUCGUGAGAAUAGACACGGGUAUACAGAGAGGAUCGGAUAUUUUUGCUUUGGCUGUUUCGAGGUUAUCUCCGUGAUCGUGGUGCUGAACAUGCUCAUAGCGACGAUGUCCAACACGUUCCAGCGCGUCACAGACAACGCGGCCAUAGAAUGGACGUUCGGAAGGACAGAAAUGUACCUAGACUACAUGUCGCAAACAACUCUACCGUCGCCGUUCAACAUGAUACCCACGGCUUCGGGAAUGGCCAACAUUACAGACUGGUUCAAGAAUAAAUGUUGUAAACGUAAUACGGAGCUUGAUGAAGAAGCAAGUACUCGAAAAGAAUACCCUGCUUUAAUGUCUGUUCUAAUUCAGAGAUAUUUCAGAAUCAAAGAAAUUCAGCACCACAAUAAUUCAAACGUUAUUUUGGGGCAGACAAAGUUUAAAUUACAAAGAUCUACUGUAUAA
This is a messenger RNA of Manduca sexta (tobacco hornworm), 2976 nucleotides long. Its product is annotated as short transient receptor potential channel 4. Gene Ontology annotation, cellular component: membrane; cation channel complex. The transcript has 15 exons. Gene Ontology annotation, molecular function: inositol 1,4,5 trisphosphate binding; store-operated calcium channel activity. The record is from RefSeq and is a predicted model, not a curated record. NCBI's taxonomy places the organism in Eukaryota, Metazoa, Arthropoda, Insecta, Lepidoptera, Sphingidae. Gene Ontology annotation, biological process: regulation of cytosolic calcium ion concentration; calcium ion transmembrane transport; manganese ion transport. Bases 370 to 2976 code for a protein of 868 amino acids.